This is a messenger RNA of Rhineura floridana, 3308 nucleotides long. RefSeq names its product N-acetylglucosamine-1-phosphodiester alpha-N-acetylglucosaminidase (gene NAGPA). The transcript has 10 exons. Bases 96 to 1724 code for a protein of 542 amino acids. Lineage: Eukaryota; Metazoa; Chordata; Lepidosauria; Squamata; Rhineuridae. The record is from RefSeq and is a predicted model, not a curated record.
AACCACCCGUUCCUGUCCUUCCCUCGUUCCUGGCCCGCCGCGUUUGAGCUUCCCUCACGUGACGGCUGAUCAUGUGACCCUGUUGCAGGCUCAACAUGGCGGCCUCCAUACAGCGCCUACUGCAUGCAGCCAUCGAGAUGCAGAGAGCGGCAGCCCCGGCUGUUUUCUCCUUGGUGUUUUUCCGCUGCUUGCUGACGGCUCAGGCCAACGAUGUAGUCUGGAAUUCAUUAGACGAUGAUCUCUUGCUACCGUAUCCUCCUUCCCAACAUGGUCCACAGCAUCACCAUUUGUCCAUCCGAGAUUGCCAAGCUCUCCAGCACGGCAACGCGACUCAUGAAUCUUGGCCCAGCGACAACAGCAGCAUCACUCCGGGGGCCAUCACGCAUAUCUUCAUUUCUGAUGUCCCGCAUCAGGGCCAAAAUCGUCGGCACGUCUAUGGUCAUCUCACCACAGUGAGCAACCCUCUGAGGACUUUCUCUGUGUUGGUGCCUGGAGGGCAGGGAGGCUGCCGUAACCGCAGCCGAAUGACGGUGGAAGCAACCGCAAGGCGUGGCAAGUGCCUCGUGGCCCAGAAUGGUGGGUUCUUUAACAUGGAUACAGGAGAGUGCAUUGGGAACGUUGUGAGCGAUGGGCAGCUGGUGCAGACCUCCGGAGGGAUUCUGAAUGCUCAGUUUGGCAUCCGGAAAGAUGGCACCCUGGUCUUUGGCUACCUCUCUGAGGAGGAAGUGUUGGCUAAGGAGAAUCCCUUUGUGCAGCUUCUGAGUGGAGUGGGCUGGCUCUUGCGAGAUGGGGAAGUGUAUGUAAAUCAGAGUCAGGCUGUGGAAUGCAGUGAGACGCAGGAAACAGGGACCUUUGACAAGUUCAUCAAUACUGUGUCCGCCAGGACAGCUGUGGGCCAUGACAGACAAGGGCGGCUGGUGCUGGCACACUUCGAUGGGCAGACGGAUUCGAGGGGCCUCAGCCUUUGGGAAGUGGCUGAUUUCCUGAAGGAGCAAGAUGUUGUCAAUGCCAUCAACCUGGACGGCGGCGGGUCGGCUACCCUGGUCUUAAAUGGAACCCUUGCCAGCUACCCCUCAGACCACUGCUCACCCAACCCGAUGUGGCGCUGCCCUCGCUCGGUUUCGACUGUUGUGUGCGUCCAUGAACCUGCUUGCCGGCCUCCUGACUGCCACGGGCACGGGCACUGUGUGCUUGGCGAAUGCCAGUGCAAUGGACCUUUCUGGAGAAGACCGGCCUGCGACGUCUUGGACUGCGGCCCUUCCAACUGCUCGCUGCAAGGGAUAUGCACAGAGAGUAAGGCUGCACACCUUUUCGGAGCAGGAUGUCUGUGCGACGCCGGUUGGAUGGGCUCCAACUGCAGUGAAGCGUGCCCUCGUGGUUCCUAUGGUGAUGGCUGCAUUCAGAAGUGCCUUUGUCUCAGUGGUGCCGAGUGCGAUCCUGUGCAUGGUUCUUGCAACUGCCCAGCCGGCUUUCAGGGCACCCACUGUGAAGAUGGGCAGGUCCUUGGGUUAACAGUGAAGGCCUGGAUUAUUAUAGGAGUCUUGUCUUUGAUGCUUUUCGCUAGCAUCUUUUGCAACAUAAAGUACUGCUGCUACACCUCUAUGGGCCAACCGGCACGUAACGCUUAUUUCGCCAGAGGUCCCCGAAAGCUGAACUCUUACAACUAUGAGCUGUUAGACAGAACGAACAGUUUUCUGCCUACAGAGGGAGAGAAUGAUGACUGAACUGAGGACACCAGAGACCAAACGCAGACCCAGAGAGUUGACCUCCUUUUACGAGAGUGCGAGGGCUCCCUUCCAUCGUUUUGGCGUGAUGGCGCACUGUACCGGAAUCUUCCAGAACACCACUUGUUCCUCCAUGUAGAACUCAACUACCGCUCCUUUCACUGGCCUCGUCCAGGGUGUGGGGAACCUUUGUUUUCAGCCCAAGGGCCACAUUCCCAUUGGGACAACCUGCCGGGGGCCAUAUGCCAGUGGUGAACGAGGCCAGAGGCAGAAAUGGGCAGCGGAAUGAAUGCAAGUUUUAUCUUUUGCAAAGGCGGCCAGUUUCUACACACACCUGGUAUCCUCCAUCUAGGUAAACAAGAUAUAUUUUUGGAGUGGAAGGACCCAAUUGCAGCCAGGCAAAAAAACUCAAGGACGAUAUGAGGUAGGGCUGGAGAAGGGUGCAAGAGCUGGGGAGGGGGGGUGCUGUGUGAGGAGGGUUCCGAGGGCCAGAUAAAGGUUUAGGGGGCCUCAACAACAAGAGUUUGCAUGGACUCCCAACUCCUAUCACUCCUAGCCAUCAUGGCCAAUGAUCAGGGAUGAUUGGAGUUGAAGCCCAGCAACAGUGGACGGGCCAUGGAUUCCUCACCUGUGAUGUAAUAUAAGCAAAGCAGUGAUAACACCUUGAAGAUCAGGAAGGCCCUUUGGUAUGUUUUGUCUUCCUUCCCUUGUGUAGUGACACACUGGAGACAAAAUAGCUUUUCAAGACAAGCAACUGUUUACCCUCUUUGGUGUAACAGCCUUAUGGAAGUGACAGCAGCCAGCUUGCCUGCCUUAAAAAAAACACAAAUUAAACAAUUGUAUUGAAAGCUAAUGAAUUCUAUACAAUUCUUCCGCUCCCCAAGUGAAGACUGUGUGUCAAGUGGAGUGAUGUUCCGCAGAGGAGCUAAUUCCUCCCAAGCUGCGGCUGUAGCCUUCAGUCUGCUUUGUAAGGUACGUUCAGAAAACCCAACAGCCUGGUUUGCACGUAACAUUAAGCCCUAGUUAAAAAUUUAACUGGCUUGAUGUGAUUGAGCAGCGUGCUGGUAAAUAGCACUCAUUCUGUUCCUGUCUGUGACAUGCAAGGGGGAGACAACUCAUUUACCACUACGCGAUGAGAAAGUGAUAAAAAAAACACUUAGAAGGGAAGUGCUUUACUGUUGGGAAUUGUCUUUCCAACUCUGGUUAUCAGAGUAUUAUGAUAGAAUCGACUCAUAGGCCUUAAGUACGAUGCCAUGAUCUCAUGGCAAGAGUUUUUCAGUAAUAUAUUUUGUAAGAUGUAGAUUUACUAUUGGGUUCGGGGGUGGGUGGGGAUUGUCUUCUGGUAGUUUAUUUUAAAUCGGGAUUUAAUAAGCCUGCCUGAGCCAGAAUACCUAAACCUCUUUUUUGGUACACUUUGCCUCUCCUUUUGUAUUGAACACCAGAGACUUAUUAGUGGCCAAUGUGAACUCUUGUGCCACAUUUUAAAUUGUGUGUUUUGUUAGUUAAAAAAACAAAUGACAUUCAUGAUUGGUGCAGGGAUAUAUGCCUUUUAUACGGUAUGCUUUUUACACAAUAAAUGAACAU